Molecule: messenger RNA, 1263 nt
Organism: Exophiala spinifera
Lineage: Eukaryota; Fungi; Ascomycota; Eurotiomycetes; Chaetothyriales; Herpotrichiellaceae
Exons: 1
Coding region: 1-1263 (420 amino acids)
Source: RefSeq, a predicted model, not a curated record
AUGAGGCUCACGCCAGCCUUGUCGGUGCGAAAACUGCUGUCUCGCUUUCAACCCCCAUUCCCGCCUCAGUCACCGCGCGAAUCGAAGCACCUCCUCAACGUGCUUGAAUCGGCCUUCCAGAAACACUUGGACGAUGUACAUCCCUCGCCCAGAGUCGCCGACUCGAAAGACGGCGGCAGCGACGUAGACUCAAUCCCCAAUCCGGCACAACGCCUCGCUCAUUCCACCCACUCACACCUCGACAGCAUCCUGAGUCAUCCUCUGUUGAAGCAGAAGUCCAACUCGCUUCCCCCUCCACACAGCUUAUCGGCCACCGCGGUAGCGACUUUCGACGCUGCGUUGACGGGAAAAGGGCUUGAUCGUCACAUUGUCCAGUUCUGCACCUUACAGUACAUCGAAGGCCUGGAGAAGAAAGAGACGAUUGCCGAAAAUGGGAAACUCGGGCCCAGACUGGCCAACUGGUUCACCACCAUGGACAAGGAGGAGAAACACGUCUUCUGGACCAACAACAAGAACCUGAAAGCCCUCGUGGCGGUCAUGUACGCCGACGGUCUCGAAGCAGAAGUAUGGAUGUGGCUUCGGGAACUCUACGAUCGGCAGUACAGCUCAAAGGGCGAAGCGUCGUGGAUGCGGACCUAUUCCAUCGCCGAAGAUACGCUCGUAGCGACCAUGAUCUCUCAGACUACUGCCAGAGGGUCUCUCUCCGAGGCUGCCGAACUGUACGUCCAGGCGUCGAAGUACCGGCGAGAGAACAUGCCAAACAUGCGACCGUUGAAGCUGGCCGGACGGCGACUUUCCAUGGCCAUCCGCUCUCGGCGCAAGAGCCACGGCAUUUCAGCCGGGCUGUUCGACCAGAUCCUCGGUACGUUCCAACCUCAGCACUAUUCGGGCAUCGAACACAUCUGGCUCCGCCUCUACCAUCCGAAGUCGCCUUCGGCGGUCGAGCUGUGUUCAAAGCUUCGCAGUUCGACUUACGGCGGCCUCCUGGAUUGGCGGAACAAACAGUCGUCCCUCCACCAUCCGGUCCACAAGAUUUUUCUGGUGAACCUGCUCGACGCGGCCCAGGUCUGUCUUGACCAGAACCACCCGGCGGACGCCCGGUUCGUUCUCGACGUCGCCGAGACGGAAUACUCGGAGAUACUGUCACCCGGCAGAGAGACAGACACGCGGAAACGACUCGAACAGGCACAGGCGGCGAUGCUGAUACGACGGUUCGAAUCCCGGCGAACCUUGCAAUCGAAUGUUGCGCCAGCCGUGGCGUGA